AUGAUCAAAGAAACAACAUCGCUCUGGGUCUUACCCAUCAUCCCCCUCAUCGUUGCUUCAGCCACUGGAGGCAACAUGUCGCAAGCACUCCUUGACCGGUCCAGCCUUACUCUCGCGACGAUUACGACCGGAUUCUCGCUCGUUUCGUUCGGCAUUGGCAUGAGCUUAACGCUUAUGAUCAUCACGCUCUUCCUCACUCGAUUGAUCCUCCACGGACCACCCAAACCGCAAAUCGUCAUCUCUGGAUUUAUUAUCACCAGCCCCCUGGGCACUGGUGGGUAUGCACUGUUAUUGAACGGGAGGACGCUCUCCGCUGUAUUCCCUGGGACUUACCUGAAUGGUAUGUUCCCAAGGAUAGAACUCGCAGGGCAAAUAGUAUUCGCUGUUUGCUUCUGCGCGUCCUUCUUGCUUUGGUCGAUGGGGACGUGUUGGAUUCUUAUAUCGAUAUUCACGAUUAUUGUCGUUGUCCGCAGCGAUGGAGAAAUCCCAUUUACGCUCACCUACUGGGGUUCGGUGUUCCCCAAUGGUGUGUAUGCGCUGUGUACGGUACAGUUGGGAGAAGUGAUGGGGAGUCCGUUUUUCAACUAUCUUGGGGUGAUUUGGUCGUGCAUCGUACUCCUGCUUUGGGUACUCUCGCUCGCCCCGACUGUUAUUCACACCUGGGACACUUCUAUCUUCCCCGAAUCGACUCCCGACCAGAUGAACCCAUUCAAGUGGAAGGAUGGGAGACAUAGGACGAACAGCCACGCUGUUGAGGGCACUGUCUGA
Coprinopsis cinerea okayama7#130 is the source of this 768-nucleotide messenger RNA. Its product is annotated as C4-dicarboxylate transporter/malic acid transporter. Gene Ontology annotation, biological process: transmembrane transport; sulfite transmembrane transport. Gene Ontology annotation, molecular function: sulfite transmembrane transporter activity. The record is from RefSeq and is a predicted model, not a curated record. The coding region runs from base 1 to 768 and encodes 255 amino acids. Gene Ontology annotation, cellular component: plasma membrane. The transcript is spliced from 2 exons. NCBI's taxonomy places the organism in Eukaryota, Fungi, Basidiomycota, Agaricomycetes, Agaricales, Psathyrellaceae.